CUUCAAUUCCCCCAAUUCUCCUUGAAACAACAUACAAAAAAUACUCAGACAUCAUGAGCGUGAGAACGGUCGAGCUUCAACCCUUCCAGGACCAGAAGCCCGGAACCUCUGGUCUACGUAAGAAAGUUAAGGUUUUCCAGAAGGAGAACUACUCCGAGUCGUUCAUCACCAGCAUUCUCAAGUCGAUCCCUGAGGGCGCCGAGGGUGCUUUCCUCGUCAUUGGUGGUGAUGGUCGUUUCUGGAACCCUGAGGUCACACAGAAGAUUGCCAAGAUCAGUGCAGCAUACGGCGUCAAGAAACUGUUGAUCGGUCAGAACGGUAUUCUCAGUACUCCAGCUGCCAGCCAUGUCAUCAGGAUCAGGAAGGCUACUGGUGGUAUCCUGCUCACUGCCAGUCACAACCCCGGAGGUCCUGAUGAGGACUUCGGUAUGAAGUACAACCUGGCCAACGGUGCCCCCGCCCCCGAGAGCGUCACCAACAAGAUCUUCGAGACCUCCAAAACUCUCACCUCCUACAAGAUCGCCGACAUCCCCGACGUCGACCUCAGCAAGAUUGGCACACAGAAGGUUGGCGACCUUGAGGUCGAGAUUAUCCACUCGACCAAGGACUACCUUGAGAUGCUCAAGGACAUCUUUGACUUCAACCUCAUCAAGUCGUUCCUCAAGGAGCACUCAGACUUCAAGGUUCUCUUUGAUGGACUAAGCGGUGUCACUGGCUCAUACGGUGUCGACAUCUUUGAGAAGGAGCUCGGCAUCCCCAACAGCACACAGAACUGCGUUCCCCUGCCUGACUUCGGUGGACACCACCCCGACCCCAACCUUGUCUACGCCAAGUCUCUCGUUGAUGCUGUCGACAAGAACAGUAUCCACUUCGGUGCUGCCAGUGACGGUGAUGGUGACCGCAACAUGAUCUACGGCGCGAAGUCGUUCGUCUCGCCUGGUGACAGUUUGGCCAUCAUUGCGCACCACGCUGAGCUCAUCCCAUACUUCAAGAAGCAGGGUAUCUAUGGUUUGGCACGGAGCAUGCCUACAUCAGGUGCUAUCGACCUUGUUGCAAAGAAAAAGGGUGUCGAGUGCUAUGAGGUGCCCACAGGAUGGAAGUUCUUCUGCGGUCUUUUCGACUCUGACAAGAUGAACAUCUGCGGCGAGGAGAGUUUCGGAACUGGAUCCAACCACAUCCGUGAGAAGGAUGGUUUGUGGGCUGUCGUUGCAUGGCUCAACAUCAUCGCUGGUGUCGGACAGCAGACUGGCUCCACACCCAGCAUUGCGUCGAUUCAGAAGGACUUCUGGAAGACAUACGGACGCACUUUCUUCACUCGCUACGACUACGAAGGUUGCGAGACCGAAGGCGCCAACAAAGUCACUGCUCACAUGAAGGAGCUGAUCACCACCAAAAAAGACGAGUUCGUUGGCUCUUCUAUUGCUGGCCGCAAGGUCGUCGAGGCUGAUGACUUCUCGUACACCGAUCUCGACGGCAGCGUCAGCAAGAACCAAGGUAUCUUCGUCAAGUUCGACGAUGGUAGCCGCAUUGUCGUCCGUCUGUCCGGUACUGGCAGCAGCGGUGCCACCAUCCGUCUUUACAUUGAGAAGCACACCAGCGACGAGUCCACAUACGACCAGGAUGCUCAGGACUUUCUCAAGGACAACGUCAAGCUGGCGACAGACCUUCUCAAGCUGCAGGAGUACAUUGGCCGCACUGAGCCUGAUGUCAAGACCUAAGCAAAUUGCCUCUGAUCGCAGUCGCCCACGAUGCUUUACGCGUGUAUGAGCCAUGAUACUCCUUAAAAUUAGCAUAGCGAAAGACAAU
Molecule: messenger RNA, 1806 nt
Organism: Macroventuria anomochaeta
Lineage: Eukaryota; Fungi; Ascomycota; Dothideomycetes; Pleosporales; Didymellaceae
Product: Phosphoglucomutase, first 3 domain-containing protein
Exons: 3
Coding region: 54-1718 (554 amino acids)
Biological process (GO): carbohydrate metabolic process
Cellular component (GO): cytosol
Molecular function (GO): magnesium ion binding; phosphoglucomutase activity
Source: RefSeq, a predicted model, not a curated record